CCGCCCUUCCGGCCCCCGCCCCCUUCCCGGCUGCCCCCGCCGACGGGGCCUUCGGCUUCGGCGCUGCUGGGGUUGGGGGUGGUAGCGCAGGGUUUGGAGGGGGGCUUGUGGCCGGGGCGGGCGGGGCAGGUGGAGGAGGCACAGCGGCAGGCGCAGCCACGACCCUCACCGUCGCGUAUCCCAGGUGCUCCCAGCUGAUGUCGGCGGUCCACUCCAGCGAGCCGGGCCGGCUCAAGACGCCGCUCAUGCUGCUCAACGAGUAUGCGGCGAGGACACGGCUGUUGGUUGCAGUCGCGGAGGUCCCCUCCCCCUCCCCCCUGGCGGGUCCCUUCCGCUUCACCGUGUCGCUGUGCGACCCGGCGGGGACGGUGCUGCUGCAGGUGGCUGGUGUGGAGUGUCGUUCCAAGCAGGACGCCCGGCAGGCAGCUGCCUCUGCGGCUCUGGAGCAGCUGAUGGAGG
Messenger RNA from Astrephomene gubernaculifera, 459 nucleotides. The record is from the annotation of a GenBank genome assembly. Lineage: Eukaryota; Viridiplantae; Chlorophyta; Chlorophyceae; Chlamydomonadales; Astrephomenaceae.